Chiloscyllium plagiosum (whitespotted bambooshark) is the source of this 2269-nucleotide messenger RNA. Its product is annotated as histone-binding protein RBBP7. The record is from RefSeq and is a predicted model, not a curated record. Gene Ontology annotation, molecular function: protein binding. NCBI's taxonomy places the organism in Eukaryota, Metazoa, Chordata, Chondrichthyes, Orectolobiformes, Hemiscylliidae.
GCGCAGGCGUAUCGCGUUACUUGCGCGGGGGCGGUUGGAGAAGAGAGCGCGCGGGAUCAAUUGUUCGGAUCGGUUUUGAAUAAUUUAAAUUAAACCGUCAGCAGCGGCGGCCGCAACCCGUGUUCCGUAUGGUGAGAAUGGCGGAUAAAGAGGUUUAUGACGACGCAGUGGAAGAGCGUGUGAUCAAUGAGGAAUAUAAAAUAUGGAAGAAGAAUACUCCAUUUCUCUAUGAUCUAGUUAUGACGCAUGCGUUAGAAUGGCCAAGUCUUACUGUACAGUGGCUUCCUGAUGUUACCAGGCCUGAAGGAAAAGACUAUAGUGUGCAUCGUUUGGUGCUCGGGACACAUACAUCUGAUGAACAGAAUCAUUUGGUCAUUGCAAGUGUUCAGAUUCCCAAUGAUGAUGCUCAGUUUGAUGCUUCUCACUAUGAUAGUGAGAAGGGAGAAUUUGGCGGAUUUGGAUCUGUGAGUGGAAAAAUAGAAAUUGAAAUUAAAAUCAAUCAUGAAGGUGAAGUGAACCGAGCACGUUACAUGCCACAGAAUCCAUGCAUUAUUGCUACGAAAACCCCCACCUCUGAUGUGCUUGUCUUCGACUAUACCAAGCAUCCAUCUAAGCCAGAUCCCAGUGGUGAAUGUAAUCCUGAUCUUCGACUGCGCGGCCAUCAAAAAGAAGGAUAUGGUCUCUCCUGGAACCCAAACCUAAGUGGACAUCUACUCAGUGCUUCAGAUGAUCAUACUAUCUGUCUUUGGGACAUAAGUGCAGGUCCAAAAGAAGGGAAGAUAGUAGAUGCUAAAACCAUCUUUACAGGCCAUACUGCGGUUGUAGAAGAUGUUUCCUGGCAUUUACUGCAUGAAUCUUUGUUUGGAUCUGUAGCUGAUGACCAGAAGCUCAUGAUUUGGGACACAAGGUCAAAUAAUACUUCAAAACCGAGCCAUUCUGUAGAUGCACACACAGCUGAAGUCAACUGUCUGUCCUUCAACCCAUACAGUGAAUUUAUCCUAGCAACUGGCUCUGCUGAUAAGACGGUGGCAUUAUGGGACCUUCGAAAUCUAAAAUUAAAGCUCCACUCCUUUGAGUCUCACAAAGAUGAGAUCUUUCAGGUGCAGUGGUCGCCACACAAUGAAACUAUCCUUGCUUCCAGUGGUACUGAUCGUCGCCUCAAUGUCUGGGAUUUAAGUAAAAUUGGUGAAGAGCAAUCCGCUGAAGAUGCAGAGGAUGGACCGCCAGAACUACUGUUUAUUCAUGGAGGACAUACUGCAAAAAUUUCUGAUUUCUCCUGGAAUCCAAAUGAACCAUGGGUAAUCUGUUCUGUAUCAGAAGACAAUAUUAUGCAAGUUUGGCAGAUGGCUGAGAAUAUUUACAAUGAUGAAGAACCUGAUACACCUGCAUCUGAACUUGAGAGCCAAGGAUCAUAAACCCCAUUUGACACCACCUCUUUAAAAAGAGUCUAAAAUUUAUUUAGACAGAUAAUCGUAACAAGUUUCCAAGCAAUCUUUUUCCACUGAAGUGCUGAGGCUUGUGUAUAAGAAGCACUUUAUGCAAAUUCUGACGUGCAACUCCUUGGUUUUCAGUGAGCUUCGUACAGAAAUUUGGUAGUGUUUUGAGAAUGCAAAGCCUGAUUUAUAUAGUAGUGUGUAAUUGUAUUCCUUUAGUAUGUAUAAAAGUUUAUUGAUAGCUGCUUAAGCACAAACGUGUAUACUUGUGUGUUGCGGUAUUACAUAAUAUACAGUCUGACUCUGAAAUGUGAUUGGCAGCAGGGGCACUAAUUCAAUGUGCAUAUAAUUUGGUUCCAGUGGAAGAGAGUUAAAAUUGCUAAAAUCUCUGCAAAGCAAUUUUUCAACACUCAAGCUGAAGAGUUUUUUUUUAAUGCAAAGUACGUAUUUCAACACAUGAAAUUCUUUGGUUUAUUUCUGCCUAACUCCCUCCAAACUACCAACACACAACUACACUCUAGUGGUUCUAAGUAGCAUUGAUUUUUCCAGCUUAUUCUGAAAGCGUAUAACAACCAUGCCCACAAUUUUGGACUAAUUAGAAAUUAUUGCAUAUUGAAAGAUUUUAUCUACAUUUAUAAUCCAGCAUUAAGUGGUGAAAUGCUGCUGCAGACUUCAGUAGUUGUGGUGUAGUUUUCUUACACUCUUUGAAGCUCUAACAUAUGUGCACUUAAGAAUUCAUGUAGACAUUUGCUUCUGUGUUUUCCUCAUUUUAACAACUGCAUUUGUGCACAUUGUAGAGCAGAGAUAUAAAAACAAUAAACCUUUUGUAAUUUUUA